GAUUGCUAUAUCAGGCGUCUUCCUUUUGACAGAAGCUGGAAUACUUCAUCGCACUGAAAUCGUCGAAUUUGGACAUAGAAAACCAGGAUGAUAACAAACGCGCUCGAAAAUCCCACCGAUUUUCUGUGGCAUGAAUUUUGCGGAGGUUUGAGAAUGAAGGGAUGUUUGUAAUUGACUCGGAAGGUUAAAAAAGCCAUUGUAGUUGUUGCUUGUGUUAGCUCGUUCCGUUCUCUAUCUGCUCACCAAAAUACCUCCUAGCCAACCCCUAUAGACCUAUUUUAAAGAUACUAGAGUGAGGAAAAUAGGUAGGAAAAGAAAAGUUUAUUCGAUAUCUACUUUGUGAUAUCACGAAGACUAAUAGUCAUAUGAUCGCGAAGAAUCUCUAUUUGUAUGGAGCAGAAUUAUUUUUCCUUUCCUAAACUAAAACGUGGUAUGGCUGUCAUGUUGGAAACGCUCCGUCUUUACUACCCUCUUCUUACGUUCACGAAAUCAACAGGAAAUGCUCCAAGGACCAUCAAAUACGGUUCCAAAGACCUUCAUUUGCCACCAAACACAAUGAUUCUGCCAAAUCUCCUCGGGAUCCAAUCACAUCCCCGUUACUGGGGAUCUGAUCGACUCCUUUGGCGUCCCUCUCGUUGGACUAUAUCGUCUUCGUAUCAGAAUGAUGGACUGACUGAGGAACUUUGGACAGCGCCUAAAGGUUCAUAUAUGCCAUGGUCCGAAGGGCCUCGAGGGUGUUCGGGUAAGAAAUUUAGUCAGGUGGAAUUUGUAGCUGCCAUGGCGGGGUUGUUUCACAGGCAUAGAGUAGAGAUUGUGAAAGAGGAUGGGGAGAAUCAAGAAGAAGCGGAGAAGAGAGUUAAGGAAUUGUUGGAUGAUAGUGCCAUGGUACUUUUAUUGCAGCUGAUGAAGCCAGAGAAGGUUGGUUUGAGAUGGGUUAGAAAAUGAUAAGUGUAUGAAUGAUGUGAUUAUUCA
Messenger RNA from Botrytis cinerea B05.10, 972 nucleotides. RefSeq lists its product as hypothetical. The transcript is spliced from 4 exons. Bases 391 to 945 code for a protein of 184 amino acids. The record is from RefSeq and is a predicted model, not a curated record. Lineage: Eukaryota; Fungi; Ascomycota; Leotiomycetes; Helotiales; Sclerotiniaceae. Gene Ontology annotation, molecular function: heme binding; monooxygenase activity; iron ion binding.